Molecule: messenger RNA, 1731 nt
Organism: Onychostoma macrolepis
Lineage: Eukaryota; Metazoa; Chordata; Actinopteri; Cypriniformes; Cyprinidae
Gene: gabrp
Product: gamma-aminobutyric acid type A receptor subunit pi
Exons: 10
Coding region: 1-1395 (464 amino acids)
Biological process (GO): signal transduction; nervous system process; regulation of membrane potential
Cellular component (GO): GABA-A receptor complex; membrane; synapse
Molecular function (GO): GABA-A receptor activity; extracellular ligand-gated monoatomic ion channel activity; neurotransmitter receptor activity
Source: RefSeq, a predicted model, not a curated record
AUGAUCUGCAUCUCAGAUCUCCACAGCCACUGCUCAUCUGUACCACAUUAUCACAGAAUGCUGUUCUAUCUUCUGUUCUGGAUGAGUCUAUUUCUGUUGAUUACAAACGGCGAAAGAGGGUUUUAUGGGAAUCAUUACGCCGAGUGGAAUGAUUCACAACUGCUGCCCACUAUACAGAAGCUGAUGAAAGGCUACAAUCGAUACCUAAGGCCAAACUUUAACCAUGGGCCUGUUGAAAUUGGAAUGAGUUUGGAUAUUGCCAGCAUUGAUGCCAUCUCUGAGAUUAACAUGGACUACACAGCCACUAUCUUCCUAAGACAACGGUGGCGAGAUUCUCGCCUGGUAUUCCCUGGAAAUGAAAGUCUGAGUCUGGACGGGCGGCUGGUUUCUUUGCUGUGGAUACCCGAUACAUUCAUCCCUGAUUCAAAGCGUUCCUUCCUCCAUGAUGUAACUGUGGAGAACCGUUUGAUCCGCAUCUUCAGCAAUGGCACUGUGCUCUACGCUCUUCGCAUAACAGCAACCAUCGCCUGCAACAUGGACCUCACCAAGUAUCCUAUGGAUAGACAAGAGUGUACUUUGCAAUUAGAAAGCUGGGGCUAUAAUUUACAGGAUGUGGUGUUUUACUGGACCCGAGGGAAUGACUCUGUGAAGGGGUUAGAUACACUGCGUCUGGCCCAGUACAGUGUGGAGAGCUACUACACAACCGUAUCUGAAGCUGUGUAUGAAACAGGUUUUUACCCGAAGCUAGUUCUGCACUUCUCUUUACGUAGAAAUGUAUUGUUCUUCAUUCUGGAGACGUAUGUGCCCUCAACAUUGCUGGUGGUUCUGUCAUGGGUGUCUUUCUGGAUCAGCCAGUCCUCUGUUCCAGCUCGCACCUGCAUCGGAGUGACAACUGUUCUUACCAUGACCACACUGAUGAUGGGUGCCAGGACCUCACUUCCCAAUGCCAACUGCUUCAUUAAAGCUAUUGACGUCUAUCUCGGCAUCUGUUUCACCUUCAUCUUUGGUGCUCUGCUGGAAUAUGCCUGCGCUCAUUUCUGCACCAUGCAGCACCAUACCAUUGUAGAUGUGCAAAGGGAACUACUCAAAGAAUUCGAGGAGUCAAAUGGUACGUCUCACUUGGCAAAUUCAACGUCCCCCAAAAAGAUGCAGACAGAAGAAUCCACUCAGCAGGAGGCGCCUGAGCAAUCUGUGACAUGCGAAGGAAAUGAAGCCACAGACAAGAAGAAAGAGAAGGGGUGCGGUUUGUCCUCCGUAAAGAAAAUGUCUCGCCGAGCAGCAUCCAUGAUGAGUGUCGAGAAUCCUAACAACAUCGACAGACAUGCACGUGUAUUUUUCCCCAUGAUAUUUCUCCUCGUCAAUAUUUUCUACUGGCUCUACUACCUUUUAUUCUAAAGGAUGAACAACUCUACCUCCAAUCUCCUUUAAUGAACAAUGAAUUGCACAAAUGACUGUAAAAGUGAAAAGACUGUUGACUACCCAUCAAUUACAGUUAAAUAGUCCCCUUAUAACAAAAGCUGGACUUGGCUCAUUGUUGCAUUGAAGCAAGUGUUUCUGUACAACAAUGAAAGUAAAGAUUAUAUAUGGACACACAUAAAUCACCAUACAGACUCAUUUGCAGAAGGACACAAAGAAGGACGCUGUUCGCAAUUGCCUUCACAUUACUGAUUUAUUUAAAGGUCCAAUGCUUUACCUGUUUUUCUUCUUGCUUUGUUUUGCUAGGUAAAUGUA